CGCUACUACUUGCCCCCUUUGCGCAAGGGGAAAUGAAACGAGGGAUCAUCUGCUGCUGUCUUGUGAGUAUAGCCUACAAGUAUGGAGGGAGGUGUUCAUCAGGUGCACGGCUCUGUCGACCAUGUUUACAACUUGGUCGGAGCUCUUGUCUUGGAUUAGAGCGGCAGGAUCAAAGGAGUUGAAGCUACUGCGUAAAGUGGCUACACAAGCCUUCGUUUUUCACAUUUGGAAACAAAGAAAUAAUCUGGUCCAUAAUCAGUUAUCCAUUCCUUCUUCAUCAGUUUUCGCUGGACUGGAUAGGGAAGUGCGAAACAUUAUUUCUGCCAAGAGGAAGCGUAAAAUGUUUAGUAAUCUCAUGUCUCUUUGGUUGAGAUAGCUCUAUCAUGUUAGGGUGUUUAUUUGAUCCAUCUUGUUUUUUCUUUCUUUUUGCCAAGAUGGCUCAGACAUAAGAUUUCCUUGUAGAAUCUUUCCUUCAUUUUAUGAAAUUUACAUUUUAGCAAAAAAAUAAUUGAAUUGAGACUCCAAUAAAUCACUGCAGAUCACGUAAACAAGAGAUGGGCUAUUUGGCAACCAAAUACACUAAGAUAUAGAGUUCAUGCGGUAUGGUUUUCUCAUGUAUUUUUUUGGUAAACAAUGGAUUUCUUAUGUUGUUAUCUCAUUUGAUGUUAUGCCACUUUACCAAAAAAGAAAUAAAGAAAAAUGUUUAUCAACAUAUGAUGUUAUGCCACUUUACCAAAAAAAAAAGAAAGAAAAAUGUUUAUCAAUAAGUCAUUGAAGACUUUAACAACAAUAAAAAGUCAUUGACCUUUAUUAUUAUUUUGUUUCAAUCUAAAAAGUCUUCAUUGGAAUUUUAUAUGGUCAACGUUAUUUCAUGGGAUGUUUGCGGUCGUAGCAACUACGUAAGGCUUGAUAUGUGGCCUGUGAGGGCCGUCCUUAGGUGGAUAUUGGGCGAACCUAUGUUUUGAAAAUUUCGUAGAAACAACGGGAAUAGUUUGGGACCAUAGCUUUUUAGAGGGUUUUUUGUCAUACAAAAUUACAAAUUGAACAAAGGAAGAAGGGAAAAACAUAAUAAUGAAGAUUCGGAAUCUAAGGAAAGGAUAUAACUCUUGAACCACAAAGCUGGUGGUCCAUUACUUUUUUGGCAAUCUCAGCCAUUUGUACACCCACCUUCCAUUACCAUACCCAAUCGCUUCGAUGCAGGAUUCUUGAGAUUCUCAUCUGUCUGUGACUGUGACUGUGACUGUGACCAAACAACAAACACGUUAGUAAUCAUUAUUUUCUCUUACUCAAAUAUACUUGAAUACUCCUGUUUCAAUAUGAUAUAUAUUGGAGACCAGCUACUCCGAAUGUAUCACGGGAAAAGAUCCCGACAUCCAAGGAAACAAAGUGAAUAUCCCAUUCUCGUGGUCAAUACAAACGGUUGAGAACGUUCAACAAUUCUCAUGGUCUCGUUUUCGUUCUAGCGGAAUGCGUCGUGGACAUAGGUCGAGCAAAAUUAGAUUAGAACAGUUAGAAUUGGGUUAUUUUAUACAAGUUGGUUUGUAAUUUGAAUUCUUAUUCCCGAUUAAUGAGUUGAUUUAUAAAAUAUUUAUUUAAAAAAAUAUAUAUAUGAUGCAUAUUUUAAAACUUUUCACACAUGUUAAUAAAAUGUGUAAUAAAUACUUAGUUUUUUGUGAUUAUUUUUUUCCCUAUAAUUAUAAACUAAUAAAAAUUCAGUAAAUACAAUUAAGUUUUUUGAAAUUUGAAAUUGAUCAUUAUUAGUUGAUAAAGCAUUGAUUGAAAAUACAAAAAAAUCUUUUUAAAACAAUUUUUUUUUAAAAACAUGUAACUUUAUGAAACGUAUGAAAUAUUUUUUUACAUGCUAGGAGAAGUACAAGAGGCUAUUUUUUUUAUCAACGCAAGGGAGAGCCACAAAGCAGCAAUUGGUUGAAAUCUGUAUGGUAAAAUCUUCAAUAUUAUCAUCCGUAGCAAUGCUUGAGGCGGCAAUACAGAAUGUAUAUAAGUACACGAAGGUGGAGCUUUACGUAAGUCCACACUCAAGGCCCACUUAUGAUCCAUUAAGAACUCUCGAUAGUUCAUGUGUUAGGGUUUCUAGCCAGAUACAAAUAUGUUUUUAGAUGUUCUUUGGAUGCAGGGCCGGCUCAACACUGCUAGGGGCCCUAGGGCAAAAAAAAAAAAUUUUACUCUCUAAAAUUUAUAUAGAGAUAAUGUUUAAAAUAUUUUUAAAAUUUAAUCAAUAAUAUUUUGUAUAUUUUGUAAUGAAAAUAAAGCUAUAUACAUAUCAAAUAAUUUUGGGCCCUUUUCAAUUUUAUUUAUUGUAUUUAUAAUUUUAUAUAUAUAUAAAAAUAUAGAUUUAUAAAAAAUUGGGCCCCUUAUUUAUCAUUACACGGGGGGACACGGACUCGGACCCGGGGCGGUCGCACCGCUUGUCCCCCCUUGUAAGCCGGCCCUGUUUGGAUGCAACCUUGACUGCCUCUAAAGCAGUCUCACCUUAAACUUAUGUAUGAAAUCUAUCGAUCUUGUUAGUUCUUGAAGACAAACUAAAAUUCUUUCCUUUAUUUAUCUUCUUGCACAAUAAAGCUUUAAUAAGCUAUUUCAAUAUCUCUAUUUCUAUCUUUCAAUAAAACUCUUAUGAGCUCAAUCUUUCUAGUUUCAUAAACAUUCACAUGGUAUCAAAGCCAGGUUAGCUAAUUAUGCAAAACUUUUUUUUUAUCAUGCAAAACUUAUAUGGAAAAUCUAUAUCAAACUUAGUUAUCCAUUAAAAAAUGUGAGUUUUUUUUAAUCAAAAGAUCACUAAGCAAAAAAAAAAGAUAAAGGGAGGAUAAAGAUAAUUGGUGCAAUUGAUUCUAUUGUAAACAUAUUCAAAGCAUGGAUUAAAGCUAAUGUUUCUUUUUAAUUUUCUAAAAACUUUUAUGGUCAAGUAGAAUUAUAUUUAUAUCCCUUACAACUUACAAAACAUAUUUCAUGACAGAAAUCAUCAAAGUACAAUUCACAUUUGUUGAUAGAGUUAAUUACCUUUUUGGUUGAUAUGACUCUCAUAACAUUAAAUAGCUUUGGAACGAUGAAGAAGAAUCCUGUUUCAUGCAACAAUGCCUGCUUUUGUGUCAACUACCAUAAACUUCAAGACCACAGAAGAUUCUGUUAAGUUUUUCUUGGGAACACUGUUGACAUUUAGAUUCAGAGUUGCAACUACCAUAAACUCUUUUUGGUUAUUACCUUCUUUAGACUAAGGCCCAUAUCGAUGCUUCAAUCGUAAAAGUUGGGGAUAAAACUAAUUUACAUAAAAAAUUGAUUUCUAAGCCCAAGCCCAAUUUGUAUCGUACUGUAUUAACAGAGGCCCAUGUGUUGUUAAGCUUUGACGAGACCUUUUUUUCUCGAGUAACUUAAAUUUUAUUAAUAUGAAAGCAUAACUAAUCUUCUAGUUCCAUAAGAGUAUUUUGGUAGAGAAGUCGUUAUGACAAACCAUUACCAAACUAAUAAAAAGUAUAAACCAUCAAGUCUUGCUUCGUAAGGUCUUCCAGUUUCAAAAAGUCAAGUCAAUAUAUAUAACUAAUCUUAUUAGCAUAUUUAUACUACAAUAAACGUGUCGUAUGCUCUCGGAUAACUUUUAAUUUUCUUAACAAUCAAUUUAAAACCUUAAUUAUAACAAUUAAUUAGCUCAACUCUUGUGAAAAUACUUCUAACUAAACCAAAAUUUAUGAUAAUGCUCUCUGUUAAAAGUUCUCAAUGUUUCAUUUCUGGCAGGUCAUAGCUAACAUAAACUGUAAGCAAUACACGUUAUUUUCUUAGUUACAAAAAAAAAAAAUACACGUUAUUUUCUUUUAAAAAUUUAUAUGUUUCUUUAAUCUCGUGGUUGAAAAUCCAAAUGCACCAGUCUGGACACACACUUUGUCCAUACAAUAUCACAUGCAUGAAUCCGCGUUUCCCACCCAGCCCCAUGAGUCCAUGACAAAAAAAUGUUAGAACUUUGAUGAUCUCCAACUGUAUUCUCAGAGCAAAAGCAAACACGAAUAAAAAUUCCCAGCCUGCAUUCUAACUAAAGACAUUAGAUUCGACCACACAUUUUAUUUUCUUUACAUCCCCAUAAACAAAUAAAAUAAAUAAUUAAAUUAUAAACUUCGAUGCGCUAAUAAAUCCUUUUUAAGUAGUGUGGAUUGUUGUUCAAAGAAAAAAAGUAGUGUGGAUUACUCUCGUUGCCACGUUAAUUAAAUGGUCUGAAGAACUUGAUUUGAUCCUCGCUUCCGUCACGUUGAUGGUUUCCCGCGUGUUAUUAAAAACUCAUAACGGCGCUAUCCACUCUGGCUUUCAUGCCGUCAAAGCUGUCUUUACCCACUCCCCUACUGCCACGUGGUAAUUUUUAUUUUGCCCACUCAAAAAUGCUACCAGAAUCUCUGAGGUUAGUGUGUUAAAUGCAACUAACUCAAAACAUACUCUGCAAUUAAGUACUACUAGAGCUUGACCCGCGCACCCGCGCAGGUGUUAGUUUUUUGAUAAAUGAAUAUUUAUUUGUAUAAGUGAUAAUAUAUAUUUUAAAAUUUACCCGUUUAAUUUUUUUUAAAUAUGACAUUUAUAAACACAAUAAUUUUAUAGUUUAUAUUGAGAAGUUUUAUUUUAUCAUGUAAACCCUUAAUUAUAUCAUCCAUUUAUUUAGAAUACGACCUGUAAAAUCACACAAAUGUAUUUUUAUUUUUUAUGGAUCAAAAUUUUAUGAUUAUAUAUAAUAAAAUUAUUGUAUAAACUGUUUUUAUGGAUCAAAAUUUUAUGAUUAUGUAUAAUGAAAUUGUUGUAUACUAUUUAUUACGUAUAUGUGGAAUUAGUAAAAUAAUUACCGUAUAAUGUAUGUAAUUACGAAAUGUAUAUAUGGAAUUAAUUAUUUUCAAAUACACAUAUAAAUACUAUACUAAAAGGGAGAUAAUCUCCACUUCUAGCCUGUCCACGUCAGCAAAAAUAAUCCUCCAAUCAAAACAUUUCAUUUUACAUGUCACCCUCGAAAUUGGUUUUAUUUUGGGUUUUUUCUUAACAAUUUAAACAGCCCAUUAAGCCCAAAAUGCCUCCCUUACGCUCCCCUCAAAUGCCGAACCUGCGUCUCUGUCCUCAACGCCUUUGCUCGCGUCGAUUUCGCCGCCAAGAUCUGGAUCUGCCCUUUCUGCUUCCAGCGGAACCCUUUCCCUCCUCACUACCACAUGAUCUCCGAGACCAAUCUCCCCGGCGAGCUUUGCCCUCUGUACACCACCGUUGAAUAUGCGCUUCCUUCCACCGCCGGCCAAGACGCCUCCUCCUGUGUUCGUGUUUGUUCUCGAUACGUGUAUGAUCGAGGAGGAGUUGGGGUUCGCUAAAUCUGCACUUAAGCAGGCGAUUGGGUUGCUUCCGGAGAAUGUUUUGGUGGGGUUUGUCUUUUGGGACGCAGGCUCAUGUUCAUGAGUUGGGAUUCUCGGAGAUGUCUAAAGUUUUUGUCUUUAAAGGGAAUAAAGAAGUGUCUAAGGAUCAGGUUUUGGAUCAGUUGGGGCUUUCCUCGAGGAGAGCUCCCACUUCUGGGUUUCCCAAAGGAGCGCAAAAUGGGUUCCAGAGUGCUGCUGGUGUCAACAGGUUCUUGCUGCAUGCCUCGGAUUGUGAAUACACACUGGACUUGUUCCUCCUCAGCUACUCUCAAUUAUGAUGGCAUGAAGAAGAUUGACUCAGUGACACUAUCUGAGUUGAAUUUUCAUGACCUUAGUUCACCACCCAAGACUGUCGAGUUCCUAUGUACUAGGGAUGUUGGCAGUAUUGAAACAGCAAAUGGAUGGUGCUGUGUCUCCUGCUCCAAGUUCUCAUCCUGCACGUGUGCGCCCUGCCAUGAUGAAAAUGCGGUUGGAGUUGCAAGGUACCGGGUAGAGAUGUUAGUUACUGAUGUAUCUGACACUGCCAUGUUGACCAGUGGUCCUGCUGUAGCAGCAUCCAUGAUAACAUAGCUGAAACCUGAACAAGUUGACCAGUGGUCCUGCUGUAGCAGCAUCCAUGAUAACAUAGCUGAAACCUGAACAAGUUGACCAGUGGUCUUGCUGCAGCAGUUUCAGCGUCCAUGGUAACAUAGCUGAUACCGUAAGUGUUGAGUUAUUGUUUCUUAAUUUAAAACCUCCUCCUCUGUAAUGUCUUUCAUCAUAUAAAGUCCUGAGAGCCUAGGAGGGCAGACCCACAUAACUAGCCCCUUCCACAAUGCUUCAUAGAUAUUGUGGGGAGGACCAUUACAUUCCAGCUUAAGCUUUCACAUUAAAAAUUCACAUCAAAGCAUCAGUCUUUCACCAUAGCUCGCAUAUUUGAUCCAGGUGGACAGAUUGGUGUUCCUGUUAAUAGCCCAUAAGUGCGUAACAAUGGCAUUGUUGUAGGCCAUCGUGGAGAGGUUCCACAAUUGAGUGAUCUCCCGGUUGUGACUGACCCAACUUCUGAGGAGUCUCAAGCUGAUGAAGAUGGACGUUGGGCAUGCAUUGUUAAACUUGCGAGCUGACGUGUACAUGUCAUUGUUGUCUACUUCAGACGUAUCUCAACUAUCAAGUUUUUCUUAAAUUUCAUUUUCGACAUUAAUAAGUCAUACUUGAAUGCAUUGUCCUGUUUUAAAAGAUGAAUUUGUUUGUUUAAAAUUUACUUACCCAACAAGUAGUCUAUGCAUAUUUACUUUUAAAAUGUUUCUGAAUGGAAUAAAAUUAGUGCUUAUCAUAUCUGAGAUUAGCUCAAGAAUUUUUUUUUAAAAUUAAAAUUUAAAAUUUACAUUAUUUUCAUUUGCUAUUCUUUCAUCUUAUUGUUCUUAUUUUGAUAGUUUUAUUAUACAGACUAUAGAGUUUAGAAACUAAAUAUACAAAUAAAACAAAGAGAAAAAGAGACCACAAGGUUUGAAACCAAGAAAAAAUAUUUUUUUUUAAUGUGUGGAAUUUGUUAGUUUAAGUGUUAAAGUAAGUAUCAUCAACAAAAUAUUACAUUAAUCAUAAAUAUUUAACUAAAGAGCCGCUAUCCAACAGCCUGUAAAUAUUUUUUUAUUAACAUAAACCAAAUCGCAACCACUAAACCCCACGGUGUUAGACCAAAAUAUUAAUAGUAUCGUAAGCAACGACAAAAACAAUGAUAUUCAAAACUCAGUUGUACAAUAAGUUCCGCACUAACUACACUGUUUGAUAAAAAGUACAUACAUGGUGGUAUAAUAACAGUUUCAGGAUGGUCACAUCAAAUGAAAGCCAAACGAACUAGGGAGUAGGCCUCCACGUUAAAAACACUCGGAUACCCAAAACUCACUGCUAUUCGUAACGUAAGCAUGCCCCUACACUUCUCUCACUCUCGCACGUACCAUUACUCAUUAAAAGUUAAAAAAAGAGUUUCCAUCAAGUUAAAGCUCCUCCUCCAGCAAUGGUGAAGAAGACACCCGAUGAAACAAGAACAUAAUAGCGAAGAAUAAGUAACCAAUGAAUAGAGUGAAACGAUCGUUCCUUAACAACUACUCUCUAUCACACAUCGGUAAAGAAUGCAUCUGUCAAUCCAAAAUUCAUAUCACAUUCAUCCUUAACAACUACUCUCUAUCAUUCUCUUUCAACAUAUGUGCAUCUUCAUUUAUUUGAAAAUAUUUUAUUUACUAAAAUCAUAAAAUUGAUUCAAAUUCAUCAAAAAAUAAAAUAUACAAAUCCGGCGCGUAGCGCCGGAAUACCACUAGUGUAUAAUAAAAAGGAAAAGACAAAAAAUAUUAAAAGUUAGGUUUAUUAAUUAUUAUUGCCAUGAUUUUUUAGUUAGAAUUUGAUUUUAGAAAUACAUUAAUUGAAGAGAAAAGACAAAAAUCCUAAAAGAUAGGUUAAUUAAUAACUUCAGUGGCAUGCCAUUGUAAAUAUAGUGGAAAACUAAGGGAUAAUCUAAUUUUGUACUCCUAUUUUAAUAGAUUAGAUAUCUUACAUUAUCAGUUAAAUUAAUGCAAAUGAAUAACUCUCAACAUGCAGCUGUUGGCAACAUUAGGUUCUGCAUUGCAUUGGACGCAAUACCAUCCUAGUUUAGGGAUAGUAUAUUACUAGUAUAUACCUUUUUUUUUUGAAGAUAUGACUUUGAAUAAAGGAUAUACAUCCCAGUUGUACUUCUUUAUCUUAAUAUAAGUAAUAGUUGUCCUUAGUAUGAUUCACGCAAGUAUUCUUAAAACUCAGACUAAGUGACUUAUGUUAUACUAAUAUUCGAGCAUCUUGAGCUUCCAACAACUGCUGUAACAAAGAAAACAUAUAGUAGUAAUCUAAGUGAAAGAUAAGCUAAAAGUAUUGUCGCUUAAUAACUGGAGAAGAAGAAAUCAAGAAACAAAGAAUAAAUAAUGUCGUCUCAGACUUUGGCAGCCAAGAACCCCAUGCCAAAGUCACAUACACACACUUCUCCAUAUAUACCCAAAACACACACACAUUUAAAUGCAUUUGUACACUAUUAUCUAUAUAUAUAAGCUUCUUAUGAGCCAUUUCAUAAACAACUCAAACCUCUUAGAUCAUAUCUUCCACUCUCUAAUCUCAUAACUACUCUGUUUUUAUUUGCUCUGUUCCAAUGAACAUUGCUUGGACAAGAGGACCAACCAUCGGCCGUGGCUCCACCGCCACCGUCUCAAUAGCAACUUCAAACACCGGUGAGAUCUUCGCCGUCAAAUCCGCCGACUUCUUGUCUUCAUCAGCGUUCUUGCAAAGAGAGCAAUCCAUAUUGUCUACAUUGAGCUCUCCUCACAUAGUCAAGUACAUAGGCUCCUGUUUAACGUGCGAGAAGGACCGACUUGUCUACAACAUCCUUAUGGAGUACGUUUCCGGCGGGAGUCUUCACGGUUUAAUCAAGAACUCAGGCGGGAAGUUGCCGGAGCCGGCGAUCAGAUCACACACGCGUCAGAUUCUCAAGGGUCUGAAGUAUCUUCACGAGAGAGGGAUCGUUCACUGCGACUUGAAGAGCCAGAACGUGCUGGUUGGAGAAAACGGCGUCGUUUCAAAGAUAGCUGAUUUGGGUUGUGCUAAACCGGUUUUUAACUCGGGAUUUUCCGGUACGCCGGCGUUUAUGGCGCCGGAGGUUGCUCGUGGUGAAGAACAGAGGUUUCCUGCUGAUGUGUGGACUUUGGGGUGUACGGUGAUCGAGAUGGUGACUGGAUCAAGCCCUUGGCCGGAGCUAAACGACGCCGUUGCGAGGAUGUAUAAGAUUGGAUACUCAGGUGAGUCGCCGGAGAUUCCCGAGGGGACAUCGGAGAAAGGUAGGGACUUUGUGAUGAGGUGUUUGAGGGUUGAUCCGAAACAGAGAUGGACGGUGGAAGAGCUCCUUAAACACCCUUUUCUCGACGACGACGAGGAAGACGAAGAGUCUCAAUGUAUCGAUUACUUGCGGAGCACGUCUUCUCCGAGCACUGUGUUGGAUCAACGGUUUUGGAAUUCAUGCGAAGACUCGGAAACAGAAGACCCUUUUGCUGAUUACUCGGAGUCGUGGCGUUCGCCGGCUGAUCGGAUUGAGCAACUCGCCGGAGAUGAAGUUACAAGUGUUCCUAGUUGGGAUACGGUAGACGACGGCGAGUGGAUUCAAGUGAGGGGAGAUGUUAUCGGAGAAGCCGAGAAACGCGUUAGCUACGGCGGUGAAGACAUCAUUUGCGUCGAGGCAACGUCAUCUAUGCAAGUGAUUGAAGAUUGGAUAUGGGAUCAAGAGAGCUUGUUGUCGGAAUAUUCCUCUGACGACGUCAUUUCUAGUCUUUACUCCAAUGCUGCAAUUCAAGGAAAUUUAAUUGUUUAUAAUCUUGGAGAUAAAAAUGUACCAAUAAAUAAAAUGUUUCGUAAUUAUAAUGAGGAUAAGAAAACAUUUAUCUGUCAAAUUGCAUUGAACAAUGUCCUAACAAAAACAAAUCAAACUAAUAUGGACCUUCGGUCUAUGUUUCUUUUAACAGUUGUAAUCGUUAUUGUUUCAGUUUCUUUUUGGGUUAAAAUACUAUUUAAAAGUUGGUAACAUAAGUCUUUGUGUUCUUGUUGGAUAUUAAGUAAAGAGACAACUCUACAAUUAGGUAUGAAACUGACUAUGGUCUAUAGAAGAAGUCAAUAUGUAAUUUGGUCAAUUUAUCUAGUAUUUGGUAAUAUAUUCAACUAUAUAAGUCUGAUUCGGAUAUAUUCGGAUAUCUGUAACAUUUUGGUUCGGAUCGGAUUUGAUUCCGGUUCUUUAAAUACUCAGAUUUUGAUUCGAUUCAGAUAUUUAAUCAAUUUCGGUUCGAGUUUGGUACUAUUUUUUUGGAUCGGAUUGGUUUUUCAGAUUCAGAUUUUUUUUUUUCCCAGCCCUAGAUGUACUUGCGUUCACUCACAGCCUUUGCGUUACUACAAUCAUGUCAAAAUACAAAAUCAACAAAAGAAGUAAAUCCCAUAAAGAAGCAAAACUCAAAACUUGGAUGUUUUAAGCACAAGCAAAGAAAACACCUCAACGACUACGUUCUCUGAAAGUGCGCUCAUGGAGUCUGCUUUGUUGCAGCUAGAAUCUGCAUUUCUGUGUGCAGAAAACUCCAGAGAACUGAAAAAAUUCA
Molecule: messenger RNA, 10507 nt
Organism: Brassica rapa (field mustard)
Lineage: Eukaryota; Viridiplantae; Streptophyta; Magnoliopsida; Brassicales; Brassicaceae
Product: mitogen-activated protein kinase kinase kinase 18
Biological process (GO): protein phosphorylation; signal transduction
Molecular function (GO): protein kinase activity; ATP binding
Source: RefSeq, a predicted model, not a curated record